AUGGGAGGUGAGAGUUGGAGCUUAACAGCGAAGCCAUGUGAUUCCUGCAAAUCUUCGCAGGCAAGUGUUUUUUGCCGGGCCGACACGGCGUUUUUGUGCCACGACUGCGACGCCAGGGUGCACAACGCCAACAAGGUGGCGUCCCAGCAUGCCCGGGUGUUGGUGUGCGAAGUGUGCGAGCAAGCGCCAGCCAUAGUCACUUGCAAGGCCGACGCGGCGGCGCUUUGCGCCACUUGUGACCGUGAUAUACACUCUGCUAAUCCACUUGCCCGCCGCCACGAACGCCUCCCCGUCGUACCCUUCUAUGAGCCGUCGCAGAAUAAUAACAGUAACGAGAACAAGUGCUUCUCUGAAGACGAGGCCGAAGCCGCCUCCUGGCUGUUGCCGACGCCUCAUAUGAAAGGAGGGACCAUAGAGGAUGAUGACUCCGAAUCGCCAAAAUACAAGUCCGGCGAGUAUUUGUUCAGCGACAUGGAUCCAUACCUGGAUCUGGAUUUAAUUUCCGGUGACCAGAAGAAACAACACCGUAUGAAUGAUCAAAAGCAUUGCCAGUACAGUUCAGAUGGGGUUGUGCCUGUGCAAAACAAUAAUGAUUUUCAGCAGAAUCCAUUUCAGGGUCCUGUUGUGCAUGGAUUUCCUACUUACGAAAUGGAUUAUAACACUGGAUCCAAGCCCUUCAUGUACAAUUUCAGCUCCCAAUCCAUCAGCCAAAGUGUCUCAUCGUCAUCUUUGGAAGUUGGAGUUGUGCCGGACCCCAGUGCGAUGGCUGACGAAUCGACUCUUAUGAAAAAUGACUGGAUCCCUAACCCAGUUUCCGGCAUCGACAGAGAAGCCAGGGUGUUGAGGUAUAGAGAGAAAAGAAAGAACAGAAAAUUUGAGAAGACAAUAAGAUAUGCAUCAAGAAAGGCUUAUGCAGAAACUAGACCAAGAAUCAAAGGGAGAUUUGCUAAGCGUUCAGUAAAUGGGAUAGAAUCCCUCAUGGUCCCAACUUUUUAA
Fraxinus pennsylvanica is the source of this 996-nucleotide messenger RNA. The record is from the annotation of a GenBank genome assembly. NCBI's taxonomy places the organism in Eukaryota, Viridiplantae, Streptophyta, Magnoliopsida, Lamiales, Oleaceae.